Molecule: messenger RNA, 4362 nt
Organism: Arvicanthis niloticus (Nile rat)
Lineage: Eukaryota; Metazoa; Chordata; Mammalia; Rodentia; Muridae
Product: guanine nucleotide-binding protein G(q) subunit alpha-like
Biological process (GO): adenylate cyclase-activating G protein-coupled receptor signaling pathway; glutamate receptor signaling pathway
Cellular component (GO): heterotrimeric G-protein complex; cytoplasm
Molecular function (GO): G protein-coupled receptor binding; GTPase activator activity; guanyl nucleotide binding
Source: RefSeq, a predicted model, not a curated record
AAUGAGAACCGAAUGGAGGAGAGCAAAGCACUCUUUAGAACAAUUAUAACAUACCCCUGGUUCCAGAACUCCUCUGUGAUUCUGUUCUUAAACAAGAAGGAUCUUCUAGAGGAGAAAAUUAUGUAUUCCCACCUAGUCGACUACUUCCCAGAAUAUGAUGGACCCCAGAGAGAUGCCCAGGCAGCUCGGGAAUUCAUUCUGAAGAUGUUCGUGGACCUGAACCCCGACAGUGACAAAAUCAUCUACUCCCAUUUCACAUGCGCCACAGAUACCGAGAACAUCCGCUUCGUCUUUGCUGCCGUCAAGGACACCAUCCUGCAGCUGAACCUGAAGGAGUACAAUCUGGUCUAACCGUGCCUCCCAGACACCAUUCUUCCCUUCCCUGUGGGCUGUUGAAGUAAACAAGAGGGACUGUAUUUCUGUGGAAAACAAUUUGCAUAAUACUAAUUUAUUGCCGUCCUGGACUCUGUGAGCGCGGCCACAGAGCUGUAGUAAAUAUUAUGAUUUUAUUUAAACUAUUCAGAGGAAACAGGAUGCUGAAGUACAGUCCCAGCACAUUUCCUCCUUUUUUAGGCAAACCUUGACUCGAUGUAUUUUAAAUUUUCAGUCAUUCACUCACAGUAUAAAAGCACUCCUGUCCUUCGUGUUCUCUCUCUCUCUCUCUCUCUCUCUCUCUCUCUCUCUCUCUCUCUCUCUCCCUCUCUCCCUCUCUCUCCCUUUCCUUCUUCCUCCUCCUCUUUCCUGUUGACCAAAACGAAGCUGGUUUUUUUCUUCCUACUCCUCAUCUCCCUGCUGAUUUUAUUUUCCCUCAUUACCACGGCCUUUACCCUAAUUCCAUUCUUGGGCAGUUUCUCUCUGAGUGAUGCGGUCAGGACGGUGUCAUUUAAUUGAAGCCGCCUUCCAUCAGCUUCCUUUACCAGUGGUUCUGCUGAAGGCAGGAGCAUAUGUAUUACUACUAUGGUUUAAAUGUAUCUCUGGAUGCACAUCACAUCUAGUAUUUCUUUUUCCAUACAUACAUACAUACAUACAUACAUACAUAUAUAUGGAUAAUAUAUAUAUAUUGUCUUGUCUCACUUGGACUAGGACAGUAGGUGCCUAUUGAUGGUUAAGAGUCAUGUCUUCUGGGUGCAGACCUUCAGCCACAGCUGGAUUGUUCAGAGAAAUGCAUGGAAGUCGGAGUGUGAGGGCACAGGCUGUGAAGAAGUCCUUGCUUCUCCGGUCGUGUGCCGCGUCCUUCAGCUCUUCCUUGCUUCCGUUUAUUUCUCUUUAGGUUUUUCGCCCUUUUUAAACCACAGAUGCCAAAUGAUAUGCCAACAGACACUACAUUCCCCAGCAGCUGCUGCCAGGGCUCUCUUGUAGCUUCUUGAUUUUCUGUUUGUUUCCAGCUUUCCUUUGCUCUGAUCUUCUUUUGUAUUUGGGCCAUAAUUUUAAAAUAAUUUUUAUUAUGGGUAUGUGUUGCCAAAGCCAGAUUUUUAUAAGGCAAAAUAAAUUAAGAAUUUAAACAGUAAAAGCCAGCGUCUCAAAAUGUCAGCAUUAAGACAGUGAGAGAGACGACAGCUGGGUGUGAACCGGAAACACACAUUGCCAAACAAUUGCUAACCGAGCUGCUGCUUCUCAUGGUCCGUUCUUUUCUUUGCCCUUAAGGUCAGUGCCAGUGUCCAGAUGAGCAGUGUAGAGAAGUACCCCGUGUGGUUUGUCAGGAGGUCUGCUUAUAUCUCUUUACUGGCGCUAGUUUUAUUAACUCUUUAUGUUCUUUAAGUUUGAGUAAAUCUGCCAAGAACACUGGUUGAUAGUAUUAUCCUGAAACCUUUGAUUUGGGGGGAAAAUAGUGAGCUGUCUUUACUACCAUCAGGAUCUUGAAUCGGAAGAUUUGUGGGCUUAUUCAAAAGUCACCAGUCAGUGUUCCGUCAAGCAUGUAUUCAUGUGAUGAUCACACUAGGAGAGAUGUUUGGAAUUUCUCCAUGUGCAAUUUGUCAGCAGGUGCAUACUGUGCCGAACACGUGUGAGUGAGCCUGUCGAGCAGCCUGCAUCAGUAUGUGAUUUAAGUAGAUAGCGAGCACUCUAAGGCUGCUGGGAAGUUAGACCUCAAUGCUGGUCUCAUUAGCGCUUAACACUAAUCUCAACUUCCAUAUAAAUCACUUUUCUUGAAUAACAAAGCUGGGAGAGUGAACAGCUCUCUGUAUGAGCACUGAAAUUGCUGACUUGUGAUGAAGUGUUCUCUCCCGUCUUUCUUAUCCCUUGCUCUAGAAAGCCCCUGUAAUUUAAUCAACAGACUGCCUGUAGGUAUAGUGCAAUUAUGAAUGCUCUGAUUGUUGUACAUACAUCUCUCUUGAUAUUGCAACAUCCAUACUGGCUUUGUAAUCAUUAAUUUUUUGGCAGAUUGAAUGUGCUGUAUUGAUAUGUAUCUAUGUAAUUGUAUUGUAUGUCUUAUAGCUAAUUCACAUUUUGAAUAAUGUUAUUUUAUUUACUUUUUUAAGAGAGGAGAAUGUAAAUUUGUCAGUUUAUUUCUGACUAGGGAUAUUUUUUUCCAUUUAGAAAAGAAGAAAAAAAAACCCUUACUAUCGUACAGAGCGGUACUAGCAUCGUGCUGUCUAAAAUCAUUUGCACAUUCCUGAGUAGAGGUGUGCUGACCUAAGACCCAAAGGUAAUUUCAUAGCAAACACAACAUCUGUCAGAGCUUUUAUACAAACACAGAGACCAACUUUGUAGACCUUUUGCCAUUUGACCUGGGGUUGGAAUAUGAGCUUUUAUACGAUUCAUAUUCUUAUUUGGCAAAUGCACAGUUUAGCAUUACCUCUCUGGUGGCCUUUAUUAGAAAGGCAGUUUUAGAAGCUAUUGUGACCCACUAAGGAAAUGUUUUAUCAGCUAGAGACCACUGCUUGCCUGAAAGGGCAACCUUAAAUUUGGUGCAGCAAAAAAAAAAAAAAACAAAAACAAAACAAAAAAAAAAACAAAAAACACAAAAAGACAAAAAAAGAAGAAAAAAGUAACAUUUGAUGGCCUGCAGUGUAUAGAGAAAACCUCAUCCCAUGAUCAUAAGUGUUAACAGUCCUAAGGAACGGAGCUGUUCUGUCUAAUAGAGCUGUAGUGGAUGUAGUUGAGCCAUGCUGAUAUCAAGCUCAGAGCUGCUGAGUAAAGCAGGGAGAGGUAGCCACGUUGUCUUUAUGAAUUGAGGAUGCAGCUUGCUGUGCAGAGUUGAAGUCUGUGGCCUCACUGCGCAUCCUGGGGUGCAUGACAGGAUCCCUUCUUUUGAGAAAGGAAAACAUUGAUCACCCUAGCUGCAGUGAUGCCUGGACACCUAAUUGUAUCCACACUAGUCAAUGAAGCUAAAACUAAUUUCGUUGUUGUUUCUCGUUUGGGGUUUUAUUGACGGGGCGAGGGGCGGGAAGGGCUUCUCAGUUUUGUACAAAAACAAAGUUUACUCAUGCUUUCUCUUCUAUUGUGAUAGCAAGCGUUCCCGUUGUCGACGCUCUAAGUAAUGGGGGCUUGUGAUGAGCGUUAUGGUGACUUGGGCAUGUCUUACUCAGAAGCAAAACACAGACCACAGAAACCUUUCCUCAGCAUACCAAGGCAAGCAGCCAUCUCAUGAGUCACUCAGCACAUGAGUGUGCCGUUUACAGAUGAUGUCUCCCUUUUGUGUGUGAUGCGGCAGUUCCCACCCACAGAGAAUUCCUAUUUGUAAAUUGGAGGUUUAUACUAUGCCUUACAGAGCUUAAAUUCAGAAGUCUGUGCCUCAUGUCUGAAACAAAGGGAAAACACACGCCCCUGUACAGUCAGUCAGUCUUACAGAGCCUGUUGGAUUUUCCUUAUCGUUUCCUUGGGAAGAGCUCUGUUGAGGGUCCUGAGUAGCUGAGAAACUCUUCUUAGGAACCUGUGUAUGGUGUUUACUGGCAGGUGGCAUCCACAGCGAUAUUUAAAGAACACCUGGAACUUGGGGGCUUGGGGGUUUGGUUUGGUUUGGUUUCGUUUAGAUUACAUUAGCAGGCCUAAUCGUUUUAAAAGGUAAUUCAGCCAAAGGGCAAUUUACUUUUUGUACUUCAGACUUAUAUUGAUUGUCAAGUUGUACGAAUUGUAAUUUAAAAAUUUAUACUGCCACAUGAUUGUAAAUUUUAGUUGUCUUAAGUAGGAAUUGGUGAAAAGCUGUUUAUGCUGGAUUUGGGUCAAAAUGACUUGAUUAUUUGCAAAAAAAUAAAAAUAAUAAUGGGAAGAAAGGGCUGCAUAACAAGACACCGCAAGACUCAGAUCCCCUCAGAUGACCCCCAGCGCCCCUUUGUUUUCAGUUUCUCAAAAGAACGAAUGAAGUGAAAUAUAGCAGAAUGUUAACCCAUAUAAAAAUAAAGUGUACCCAAAUAUUGUAAUGUA